AGAAGCCCGAGAACGUUACCUCCCGGAGGCGCGGCGCCGACGACGUUGCGACUAUAAGUAAGUCUCGCGCGUCGCGUCGCGGCUUAAUGCCAUAGCCGCGUCCGUGGCGCCAAGAGGAGGGCCCCCUGGCGACGAUAAGCCUUCUUGCUUGCCCGUCGCGAACACACACAGAAAAAAAAAAAAACAAGGAUAGAAAGAGAGAGAGAGAGACAACGGGUAGCUUUCACCCGCGUUUUUGAGCAGAGCGUUAUAUACCCCGCGCAAGAUGUGGAUCGCGACAGUGUAGAUAAUAGCGUGGACUAGCACGCCGGUGGUGUGUGCACGUCGUCGUCUGGUUUUAAGUCCAGUUAACAAUUCAGUGUGUUCCUCGACAGUCCGGGCGUGCUUGUCACACUUUUUAAUCCUAUUCUCUUAUUUACCGAUGUCCAAUUAUUUAUGGUGAUUAUUUUUUUGUGUGAUAUCGCAUUGAUUUUUCUUUUCCCUUGAUUAUUGCCGUUCUAACGAGAUAACAACAUCAAAUAAAACGAAAGACAGCGUGUUUUGAAGAAAAAUAUAGAAUCCUUUUAGUACAUGUCAUUGUCAUUAAGUUACACUUUUACUAUCGGAACUGAAAUUCCGAACGAAGAGGGAGGUUUACGAGCGUUCACCAACAGCUCGACGAUUUACCCUCUGUUAAAUCGCAAGGAAGUCUUCUUUGGGAUUGUUAAAAGAGGAGAAGGAAGAAGAAGAAGAACAACAACAAGAGGAUUAAGCAGAAGUGUUUAGAGGUGUCGUUCUUGUUCCUUGUCAUAAAUAAACCCUUUUUCUUUUCAUCUUUUUCGUACUUGGUUUCGAACUGAAAUUAUCCUUUACCGCGCGUGUCUGUCUCGUCAUUCGAGUGUUCUGUGUAUAAAAUCGAGAUCUACGUGAAGGUAUAUUAUCAUCAUCAUCGUCAUCAUGUCGGGGUUACUUUACACACUUCUCGGACUCGCGGCGAGUACGAGUCUUCACUGUGCUGUAAGGCGCGAAAUAAGUCCAUGCACCUGCCGACAAGAGGAGUUCCCCAAUCCCGUUAUCAAUCCACCUCAGAAUACGGGCAAUGUCGGCAACAAUGCUCCUCCAGCACCUCCUCUUCUUCAUCACGGGGGACACGGGGAACGCAUCGAGGUCGCUUGCGAACGUAUGGACUCCUUCGAACAACUAGCCGAUGCUCUUAGAGGGAAGUUUACUCCUGAACAACAAAUCACCCUUAAAAUUACUCAUUCCAAUCUCAGGGAUAUAUCGCGGCACGAUUUUAAAGAGCUCAGAAUGUCAAUCACCAGGCUCGAAUUAAAACACGAUCAUCUCGGGCUCGUUGAUGAUAAAGUUUUUGCUGGCUUGGAACGGACACAAUAUUUAAGUAUUGCUGAUAAUGAUGUCCCAGCGAUACCAAGACACAUUUUAUCACAUCUUUCAUUACUGAGGACUUUGGAUCUUAGCAGAAAUCACAUCAGUCGUAUCGAUCUUGACGAUUUUAAGUAUAAUCCGACGUUGCAGCAUCUGUCGAUGGCAGGAAAUGCCAUCUCCGAGAUGGUACCAGGUUCCUUACCACCGUUGGUGAAACAUCUUCACGUAGGCCGAAACCGGCUUCACACUUUGAAUCGUACUUUACGUGAUCUGAAUCAACUGGAAUGGUUGCUCGUAAAUUCGAACGAGCUCACAUCGUUGGACGGCGAAUUACCGUCCUCGGGGCACAAUUUAAAAAUGUUAUACGCCGUGGACAAUAAGCUGACUCAUCUGCCGAUGGAGUUUCGAUAUCUUCACCGUUUGGAAUCUCUCUUUCUUCAACACAAUAAGAUAACUACGUUAGGUGGGGCUCUACAAAAGGCACGACGUCUCAAGUUUCUCGAGCUUUCCUACAAUGAAUUGGAAAAGUUGAAGGAAGAGGACUUCCUGGAAGUUGAGAUGCUGGAAGACCUCGAACUUGGACAUAACUCUUUGAAAUCUCUUGGCGGUAAUAACGAAGAUGGAAGUGGGGCCAAUAGUGCCCUUUACCCUUUAAGGUCUCUCAAAUGUCUUAAUUUGACGCACAACGAGCUACAAGAGUUCUCAUUCGCUUCGUUACGCGGUUUGCGUGAGCUGCGAUUACUCGAUCUUUCUAACAAUAAAAUUGCAUUGUUACGUAGAGGAAGAACACCAUCGGAGAAUUUAGUUGAAGAGGAAGGUGACGAGAUAACAGGUGGUAAUAUUCAAGACAUGCGACUCCAACACAAUGAGCUUACAAAAUUAGAAGGUUCUUUAUUCGUCGGUAUGAAGGAACUUCAAAAACUCAAUUUCAGUCAUAACGCGCUUGGUCCAACGAUAUCAUUUAAUGAUCUUCGUGGUCUCGAUCGUCUUCGAGUUCUCGAUUUAUCUUACAACGAACUCAUCUCUCUCGGGGAUACUUCUGAGACAUGGUUGCCUGCCUUGGAAGAAUUAAACGCUUCGCAUAAUCAAUUGGUUACGCUCUCUGGUCGAGAUUUCCGUGGUUUUCCUGUACUUUGUAACGCAGACGUUAGUGCGAAUAUGAUUCGAACACUGAUGCCAGAAUUGGUUGCAAAUACACGUUGCACGGUUCACGGUGUUCCAGAAGUUGUACGUAUAUACCUUCAAGACAAUCCGGUACUAUGCGAGCCGGGUCUGGCUGACCUGACUGUUGCCCUCGAGGUAAAUCAUGCAAAGAUUUUUGGAGUUGCGAACAAUUGUGAAACAACGACGUUGUCAACAAUACUGGGAUUGACAUCAUCUUUACCACCCUUACCACCGACACUUUUAUUGGCAGCUGCUGAGGCAGCCUCGGGGACUAAUGUUUCCUUUGCAGCGACCCUCGAAUAAUCCUUCUUAAUAGUUAGAGGGAUUAAACUUGGUCGACCUGGAGUAAGUCAAUAAAAAGAAGCGAGUACAUCGCCUCGAAGGAGUUACUCGGUGUGUUUAUUCCGUACCUGGAAAGCACGAAGGAAAAGUAUCUCAAGUUCGUUCGGAGCCCGAUAGAACGAAUCAGAAUCAUUUCGACGAAAGUAUCGUCGAAAUAAUCCAACAUCACAUUCUGGUUAGUUAAACUCAACAUACACAAUGACUGAGGAGAGAUUUCGUGUUGCUACCGAUAUUAGAAACAUAUCAAAUAUUACUAACUUGUUAGUUCGUGAACAGUGACGAAUCAUGUCCUUUUUUUAAAUGACAUAUGUAUGUAAUAUAUAGGUAUAUACGGUAUUAAGAUCCCAAGGUAGUUUCAUUUUUGAUAUGCAAACUUACUUUUUUCCAAACGUAUGCACCAUAAUACAUAUAUAUAUAUAUAUAUAUAUAUAUGUAUACUACUAACGUGGUCUAUCUAGUUGAACAGAGAGAGAGAGAGAAUUGUUGCUUCUUGUAUACCGUUUUAAAUGUAUAUAACCUUGAAGCUUUUUUUUUAAUCGAUAGAUAAACGCUUUUGACAAAUACUCUGUAUAUGUCAUCAAUUAUAUUACAAUAGAAACAGUCACGAAUCCAUGUGUGUGCGGGUCCGUUAAUUAAUUAAAUAGAAUUUCAACGUCUUAACGGAUCAUAUUUAUUUUGUUAUACCGUCUGGCAAUUGAAU
Molecule: messenger RNA, 3571 nt
Organism: Polistes dominula (European paper wasp)
Lineage: Eukaryota; Metazoa; Arthropoda; Insecta; Hymenoptera; Vespidae
Gene: ltl
Product: leucine-rich repeat-containing larval translucida
Molecular function (GO): protein binding
Source: RefSeq, a predicted model, not a curated record